UAUAUGACGUCAUUCUCAUAUCUCGAGCAGCCAUUCUGCAGGUUAACGGGACAGAGGAACAAAACAAAAUUUUGCGAGCAGACUAACCUUUUGAAUUUCAGUGCAUUUUCAUAACCUUGCUCUUUUGGGGACAGUAUCAUGGAUCCUUUUGAGAGUCCAAUCCAGAGCAACGGACAAAAUGAAGACAACAAUUUUGGAGAUUUCGAAAAGGUAGAACCUGUCAGUACCACCACCACGGAAGAGGAGGACAUGUAUUCUGCCGCAAAACAGCCGGAGCAGGAGGCGGCGACAGGCGAUCUUUUGGGUAGUUUCAGUGAAAGUUCGUCAGAGAAAACAGAACCUAUUGCACCUCCCACUUAUGAGCCUGAGCCUGAAAUCACUUCUACUAGAGAGCCCACUCCACCUCCAAGGAAAGAACUGAGAGGGGGCAAAGAACCUUCCUCAUUUCCAGGAGGAUUUGGAAAGAACUUAAAAAUAGACCCAAGAGGAGACACAUCAGAGACUUUCGAAGUCCCUAAGGCUGUUCUGGAUUUGAUCUACUGGCGCGAUGUGAAGAAAACUGGGGUUGUGUUUGGCAGCGUCCUGGUCAUACUGCUGUCCUUGACCUCCUUCAGUGUCAUCAGUGUCCUUGCCUACGUCUCCCUGGCUGCUCUCACUGUCACCUUUAGCUUCCGUGUCUACAAAAAUGUCCUACAGGCUGUGCAGAAGUCCAAUGAAGGACACCCGUUCAAGGUUUGGCUUGAGAAGGACAUCUCUCUUCCUGAGGACAAGAUGCAGCAAGCUGCAAGAGCCCUUGCACAACACCUGAAUGAAGAUGCUGUUCGUCUGAGAAGACUGUUUUUGGUCGAGGAUUUGGUAGAUUCCGUCAAGUUUGGUCUUCUGUUGUGGGUGAUGACCUAUAUUGGGGCCUGGUUCAAUGUUAUGACUUUGGUCAUCUUAGCUGUAGUUGCUGUUUUUACAUUACCCAAGGUUUAUGAAACAUAUCAGGUUCAGAUUGAUGAAGUCCUGGAUAAAGCUAAAACCCAAAUUAUGAAUGUAGUGGAGCAAGUGAAAGCAAAACUCCCUUUCCUUAACAAGAAGGAUAAACAGAAGACACAGUAAUUGAGAGGCCAUGGACCCUUGUUUGUACAAUACAGUAAUGAAGAUUUGAACAACACACUGGGGAAGCUGAAUACCAAAGUCUAGCAGAGGGUACCCAAAGGAAAAGCAAACUGUGGAACAUUGUACACUAGAUGGCAUUUGACGCAAGCUGAGCCCAACUCUUGGUCCAUUUCAAUUUGGAUUGAUGUACUUUGAUGUUGUGCCCAAACAUGGGACUGCUGUUCAAUGUGAAUGAAGGUGGACAAGUGUGUUUAAAUGUGAAGACAAAUUUUGCAAGUCUGCUAUUUUUCUUUCUUUUUUCAUGUUAUUUAUUUUUCACAAGGUGACAUGCACAGUGGGAUGUGAUCUUCAGAGAAGUGGCACCCAUUUGACAGUUGUUACAAGUACAAAACUACAAAAAGAUUUGCUUUGAGCAAUUGCCUAUUUAUGCAGGACUUAUAGUUAUUCUUAUACCUUAGCUCUAGGAAGAAAAGUGGAAGUGUAGUUUACCUAGAAGAAUGGUACUCGGAAAUGAUGUACAGUAAUGUUUACACUUCUUAAUAAGCUCAUGAUUUAAGACACCUGCCAGAACCCUCAGUUAGUCUUAGGUUUACAUUGUUUUCACAUUGACUUUUAAUUACAUUAUGUAACAUUAUAUUUCAUUGUUUUUUGUGCGUUCUCUUUCCUCAGUCACAGUUCUUGUAAGGUGCCAAUCUUAGUUUAACUUGUGGCAGUGGCCACUUAUGCCAAGCAGGUUAGGUACAAUCAAAUCUAUACGUUAUGCUUCAUUAUAUGAUCUCCAGAUUUAUUAGAAUGAGAUUUAAUUGAUAAGGGAACUAUCUUGAAUUACGUAGAUCUGCUUGAUGAUAAAUGUGGUUGGAAAGAGGAGUGUUGACAGUCUUUAUAUUAACCUGUUGUGCUAUAUGGUGAUUUCAUACAAAAUCCAUCUGUAAACCUUAGCUUGAUUGUUGGACUUGAUUAUCUAUGAUCGUAACAUAAGUAUGGAUAUGAAAAAGUAUACCUGUAUAUAAAUGUGGUCUAUUUGAUAAGUACCUUAACAAAUGUGAAACCUAAUGCAUAAUGAGAAGAUAGAAAUUGCAAUUAUUUGGUAAGUUGCACACAGAAAACAGAUUUUGAUGGAAAUUCUUUAAACAAAUUUUAGUCUACUUACCCAAACUGACAGAGUUCAAGGGAGGGAUUCCUACCGAGGUAGGAUGUAAAUAUAUGAAAAUUGAAAUAUUUUAAAAAUGAGAAGUGUGAGUAUGAACAUUUGAACCAUUUGUGGCGCUGAAUUACUUUUUGUACAAUACAGUUUGAACAUCGUGUUUUGUAUAAAUGUGAGCUUGAAGGAUCUUCUUUCCUGUAUAUGAUUAUUCAUAGAUGUCAGUCUUUUCUUUAAUCCACUGCUUGCAGCAUAUAUUGUAACUUAGCCCAGUGUUGUUGAAAUAAAAUACGUAACUGAGUUUGUCAACAUCA
Lingula anatina is the source of this 2556-nucleotide messenger RNA. RefSeq names its product reticulon-1-A-like. Lineage: Eukaryota; Metazoa; Brachiopoda; Lingulata; Lingulida; Lingulidae. Gene Ontology annotation, cellular component: axon; endoplasmic reticulum membrane. The record is from RefSeq and is a predicted model, not a curated record.